CUGAUUCCUUUAGUGAUGUGAAAUCUGCUAUUAAGUAUGGUAGAGAUAAUGUGACUCUUCACAUUGUGGUAAAUGGUCUUAAGAGUAAGGAAUUAGAUUUAAAACAGAUGGGUGAGGGUAGAAAAUCCGAGGAAGUUAUGCAUGUGAGGGGUAGAGAAAAUAAUAUUAGACGACAUAGAUCUAAGUCUAGGUCUAAUUCGAGGCGUUGCUAUUAUUGUCAUGAACCUGGUCAUUUCAUAAAAGACUGUCCUAAAUCUAGGAAAAAUGAGCAUAGUGAGCAUGCUAAUUUGACUGCGUGUGAAGAUGAUUUAGGUGAUGUUUUUAUGAUGAGAAAUCUCUGUGAUUAUGACUAUUUGAGUUCUGUGAUAUCUGAUUCUUUGGGUAAAUCAGAUUGGGUGGUAGAUUCUGGUUGUAGUUUUCACAUGUCCCCUUCGAAAAAUGUUUUUUCAAACUAUAGAGAGAUUGAGCAUGGCUUUGUGUCUUUAGCAAAUGAGAAGAAAUGCAAUGUGCUAGGAAUAGGAGAUGUAUGCCUUAGGUUCUCUUCUGGUUAUGUGCUUACUUUAAAGAAUGUUAGGCAUGUUCCUGAGCUGUGUUGUAAUUUGCUAUCUUGUGCUUCUCUUGAAAAUGAGGGUUUGAAAGGAAAAUGGGGAAAGGGAAUCAUGAAAGUUGUGAAGGGUUGUUUAGUUGUUUUAAAAGUUGAGAUGAAAAACAACUUCUAUGUUUGUCACGCUGAACUCGUACUUGAUUCUGUGAAUUGUGUGCAACCCUGUGUGUUAGGAAAACAGUCUAGAGUUAGUUUUCCUGAUCUGCCUAAGUGUACUGCUGUUCUUGAUUGUAUUCAUGCUGAUUUGUGUGGUCCUUAUAGUGUUUCCACUCAUGGUGGGAAAAUUUAUUUUCUUACGUUGAUUGAUGAUUUUUCAAAGAAAGUAUGAGUUUUGUUGAUUGAGAAAAAAUCUGAAGUUUUUGAUAAGUUUAAAAACUGGAAAACCCUUGUUGAAAAACAAACCGGUAAGAAAAUAAAUUUUUUAAGGACCACUGUCAGUUUUGAUUUCUGUGAUGAUCAGCUUGGUGAUUUAUGUGAUACUUGGGGUAUUUCUAUGCAUAAAUUUGUUCCCUCCACACCCCAACCGGAUGGGGUUGCUGAGAGGAUGGUUAGAACUUUAUUAGAGAGGGUGAGAGCUAUGUUAGCUUCAUCUGGCUCUCUAAUAAGUUCUGGGGGAAGCUAUUUGUUAUGCUGUUGAUUUGGUUAAUCAGUCCCCGUCUGUUCCCUUAGGAGGGAAAUGCCCUGAAUCUGUGUUCACGGGCAAACCACUUAACUUGCCAAAUUUGAGAAUGUUUGGUUGCGCUGCUUAUGUGAAUCGUGUGAAUGAUAAAUCUAAACCUAGGACUAAGGAAUAUGUUUUCUUAGGAUAUCAUGAAUGCAUGAAAGGUUAUAGGCUUUGGUGUAGGAGUGAAACUUGCUUCAUUUUUGUUGAAAAUGAAUUUCCUUGCCUGCUUGUUUCUCCUGAUGUUGCUCCAAAUGAGGUGGAUCAUUUGCUUGAUGUUCAUUCUGAUUUACUUGUUGAAACCGAACCCAAAUUUGUGGAUGAAAAUGAUUUUCAUAUUGAAAAUAAAGAAAAUAUUGUUUCUAUUAAGGUGGAGCAUCAUAUGAAUGUUAUGUGCAAUAUGCGUGAGUUGCGUGAUUGCUAUGUUAUUAGAGAUAGAGGCAUUAAGGAGCAUGAGAGAAAUAAUAUGUGCAAUGUGUUUGACUAUAUUUCCUCUGAGUCUGCUUUAAAUGUGCUUAAUUCUCUUUUAAUUAAAUCCUUUGUGAUGUUUGAUAUGUUAUUUUCUUUGUGUUUUGAAAAUGUGAUACCAAAUGAUUAUGUGAGCUCUGCCUGUGCUAGUUAUAGAAAUACUAUUGUUUCUUUUAUUUUCUGUGUACUUGCUUUGUGUGGUUGUUAGAUUAUUUGGAAUCCCCAACUUCUCCCAGAUGCUUGCUUGCGUGG
Cuscuta epithymum is the source of this 1985-nucleotide messenger RNA. NCBI's taxonomy places the organism in Eukaryota, Viridiplantae, Streptophyta, Magnoliopsida, Solanales, Convolvulaceae. The record is from the annotation of a GenBank genome assembly.